Molecule: messenger RNA, 4916 nt
Organism: Gymnodraco acuticeps
Lineage: Eukaryota; Metazoa; Chordata; Actinopteri; Perciformes; Bathydraconidae
Exons: 3
Coding region: 144-1067 (307 amino acids)
Source: RefSeq, a predicted model, not a curated record
CAGUGUGACUGUGUGUGUGUGUGUGUGUGUGUGUGAUAUUCAGUGUGAGUGUGUGUGUGUGAUAUUCAGUGUGACUGUGGUUUAUUCUGUGUGUGUGUGCUCGUUUGUACUCUCGUCCUGAUGGAGGGACACGGCGGUCCUCAAUGAGGUGUUUCUGGCGCUGCAGCUUCUCGAGAGGAAAACAUGACACAGUAAAUAUUUACAUAUCAACAACAGAGAGGAAGCGAACACCAGAUGCUCCGAGGCGUAGACUAGCAAGGAGGUGUUCCACAUUGAGCUACACACACAGAGCAGAGAGUAGACUAGCAAGGAGGUGUUCCACAUUGAGCUACACACUCAGAGCAGAGAGUAGACUAGCAAGGAGGUGUUCCACAUUGAGCUACACACUCAGAGCAGAGAGUAGACUAGCAAGGAGGUGUUCCACAUUGAGCUACACACUCAGAGCAGAGAGUAGACUAGCAAGGAGGUGUUCCACAUUGAGCUACACACACAGAGCAGAAAGUAGACUAGCAAGGAGGUGUUCCACAUUGAGCUACACACACAGAGCAGAGAGUAGACUAGCAAGGAGGUGUUCCACAUUGAGCUACACACUCAGAGCAGAGAGUAGACUAGCAAGGAGGUGUUCCACAUUGAGCUACACACUCAGAGCAGAGAGUAGACUAGCAAGGAGGUGUUCCACAUUGAGCUACUCACACAGAGCAGAGAGUAGACUAGCAAGGAGGUGUUCCACAUUGAGCUACACACUCAGAGCAGAGAGUAGACUAGCAAGGAGGUGUUCCACAUUGAGCUACACACUCAGAGCAGAGAGUAGACUAGCAAGGAGGUGUUCCACAUUGAGCUACACACUCAGAGCAGAGAGUAGACUAGCAAGGAGGUGUUCCACAUUGAGCUACACACUCAGAGCAGAGAGUAGACUAGCAAGGAGGUGUUCCACAUUGAGCUACACACUCAGAGCAGAGAGUAGACUAGCAAGGAGGUGUUCCACAUUGAGCUACACACUCAGAGCAGAGAGUAGACUAGCAAGGAGGUGUUCCACAUUGAGCUACACACACAGAGCAGAGCCGUAGACUAGCAAGGAGGUGUUCCACAUUGAGCUACACACACAGAGCAGAGAGUAGACUAGCAAGGAGGUGUUCCACAUUGAGCUACACACUCAGAGCAGAGAGUAGACUAGCAAGGAGGUGUUCCACAUUGAGCUACACACUCAGAGCAGAGAGUAGACUAGCAAGGAGGUGUUCCACAUUGAGCUACACACUCAGAGCAGAGAGUAGACUAGCAAGGAGGUGUUCCACAUUGAGCUACACACUCAGAGCAGAGAGUAGACUAGCAAGGAGGUGUUCCACAUUGAGCUACACACACACAGCAGAGAGUAGACUAGCAAGGAGGUGUUCCACAUUGAGCUACACACUCAGAGCAGAGAGUAGACUAGCAAGGAGGUGUUCCACAUUGAGCUACACACACAGAGCAGAGAGUAGACUAGCAAGGAGGUGUUCCACAUUGAGCUACACACUCAGAGCAGAGAGUAGACUAGCAAGGAGGUGUUCCACAUUGAGCUACACACACAGAGCAGAGAGUAGACUAGCAAGGAGGUGUUCCACAUUGAGCUACACACAGAGCAGAGAGUAGACUAGCAAGGAGGUGUUCCACAUUGAGCUACACACACAGAGCAGAGAGUAGACUAGCAAGGAGGUGUUCCACAUUGAGCUACACACACAGAGCAGAGAGUAGACUAGCAAGGAGGUGUUCCACAUUGAGCUACACACUCAGAGCAGAGAGUAGACUAGCAAGGAGGUGUUCCACAUUGAGCUACACACUCAGAGCAGAGAGUAGACUAGCAAGGAGGUGUUCCACAUUGAGCUACACACUCAGAGCAGAGAGUAGACUAGCAAGGAGGUGUUCCACAUUGAGCUACACACUCAGAGCAGAGAGUAGACUAGCAAGGAGGUGUUCCACAUUGAGCUAUACACACAGAGCAGAGAGUAGACUAGCAAGGAGGUGUUCCACAUUGAGCUACACACUCAGAGCAGAGAGUAGACUAGCAAGGAGGUGUUCCACAUUGAGCUACACACACAAAGCAGAGAGUAGACUAGCAAGGAGGUGUUCCACAUUGAGCUACACACACAGAGCAGAGAGUAGACUAGCAAGGAGGUGUUCCACAUUGAGCUACACACACAGAGCAGAGAGUAGACUAGCAAGGAGGUGUUCCACAUUGAGCUACACACUCAGAGCAGAGAGUAGACUAGCAAGGAGGUGUUCCACAUUGAGCUACACACACAGAGCAGAGAGUAGACUAGCAAGGAGGUGUUCCACAUUGAGCUACACACACAGAGCAGAGAGUAGACUAGCAAGGAGGUGUUCCACAUUGAGCUACACACUCAGAGCAGAGAGUAGACUAGCAAGGAGGUGUUCCACAUUGAGCUACACACACAGAGCAGAGAGUAGACUAGCAAGGAGGUGUUCCACAUUGAGCAACACACACAGAGCAGAGAGUAGACUAGCAAGGAGGUGUUCCACAUUGAGCUACACACUCAGAGCAGAGAGUAGACUAGCAAGGAGGUGUUCCACAUUGAGCUACACACUCAGAGCAGAGAGUAGACUAGCAAGGAGGUGUUCCACAUUGAGCUACACACUCAGAGCAGAGAGUAGACUAGCAAGGAGGUGUUCCACAUUGAGCUACACACUCAGAGCAGAGAGUAGACUAGCAAGGAGGUGUUCCACAUUGAGCUACACACACAGAGCAGAGAGUAGACUAGCAAGGAGGUGUUCCACAUUGAGCUACACACUCAGAGCAGAGAGUAGACUAGCAAGGAGGUGUUCCACAUUGAGCUACACACACAGAGCAGAGAGUAGACUAGCAAGGAGGUGUUCCACAUUGAGCUACACACACAGAGCAGAGCCGUAGACUAGCAAGGAGGUGUUCCACAUUGAGCUACACACUCAGAGCAGAGAGUAGACUAGCAAGGAGGUGUUCCACAUUGAGCUACACACACAGAGCAGAGAGUAGACUAGCAAGGAGGUGUUCCACAUUGAGCUACACACUCAGAGCAGAGAGUAGACUAGCAAGGAGGUGUUCCACAUUGAGCUACACACACAGAGCAGAGAGUAGACUAGCAAGGAGGUGUUCCACAUUGAGCUACACACACAGAGCAGAGAGUAGACUAGCAAGGAGGUGUUCCACAUUGAGCUACACACUCAGAGCAGAGAGUAGACUAGCAAGGAAGUGUUCCACAUUGAGCUACACACUCAGAGCAGAGAGUAGACUAGCAAGGAGGUGUUCCACAUUGAGCUACACACUCAGAGCAGAGAGUAGACUAGCAAGGAGGUGUUCCACAUUGAGCUACACACUCAGAGCAGAGAGUAGACUAGCAAGGAGGUGUUCCACAUUGAGCUACACACAGAGCAGAGAGUAGACUAGCAAGGAGGUGUUCCACAUUGAGCUACACACACAGAGCAGAGAGUAGACUAGCAAGGAGGUGUUCCACAUUGAGCUACACACACAGAGCAGAGCCGUAGACUAGCAAGGAGGUGUUCCACAUUGAGCUACACACACAGAGCAGAGAGUAGACUAGCAAGGAGGUGUUCCACAUUGAGCUACACACAGAGAGUAGACUAGCAAGGAGGUGUUCCACAUUGAGCUACACACACAGAGCAGAGAGUAGACUAGCAAGGAGGUGUUCCACAUUGAGCUACACACACAGAGCAGAGAGUAGACUAGCAAGGAGGUGUUCCACAUUGAGCUACACACUCAGAGCAGAGAGUAGACUAGCAAGGAGGUGUUCCACAUUGAGCUACACACUCAGAGCAGAGAGUAGACUAGCAAGGAGGUGUUCCACAUUGAGCUACACACACAGAGCAGAGAGUAGACUAGCAAGGAGGUGUUCCACAUUGAGCUACUCACACAGAGCAGAGAGUAGACUAGCAAGGAGGUGUUCCAUGUCUUCUUGUCUCUUAGCGGCUCUGUCUCUUCUUCUGUGGUCUCAUCAAAAGAGAAACCAGUUUGUUAUCUGCUUGUUUGGUAUAAAACCUGCGUCACUAUCCCAAAGAGAGAGCACACAUGGUGGUGACAGGUCCAUGGUGCUAAACAAGUGUCAUUGAAGCUGCAGCAGCUACUAACUUCUCUGUAGUGUUGGGCACAUCUCUGCAGAGAAUGCCAUGGAGAUGUACAUGAAGAGUUUAGUUGUUGAAAUGAGACAGAGGCUGCUUCCUGCCUCAAGCUGCAACAGAGAGGAGGAGUCACAUAGAAGUUAUGCAACGGCUUCUUUCCCGGAGGUUGAAGAGCUUAAAAGUUAUGAUAAAAUACCUUUUUGUUUUUUUGUUUCCUGAAAGAGCCAAACGGCGUCUUUGAACGCACCACAGACAGAACAACAACGAUCAGAAGAGCACUUGAAUGCACCAUUUUCCUCUGUCAUUCCAGUUAUUGUUAUGGAUGCAUUCAUGCUUUAAUCACACAUGAACAAGUGAAGGCAUCCUGUAGUUCUGGGUCAGGCUCAUUCAUUCAUACAGCUCCUUUCAGCACACGGAUAUUCAAAGUGCUUUACAGAUAUACAGGUAUAGAAUACAUGGUAACACUUUAUAUUAAGGUACACAAAUUCACUUAUUCUGCAUGACCAUAUUCUACAAGUAAUAAGCCGUUAGUUGAGAGUUUUUCCUCAAUAACCCUCUAAUUAGUGCUGAUUUGUUGCAAGUAAGGAAGUUGUUGUACGUGAGUUUUGGUCUUAAUAUGCUCUGCUCACUAUGGGCCUAAUAAGGCAGCAGUACCACAAGAAUAGUAAUUCCCCCAUAAUAACAGUCAUGGACGAGGGAAGGGGGGGUGCUGAGGGGGCUUCAGCACCCCCAUCGACGAGGCUCCACUAGCACCCCCAAACGCGGCACACCUACAGUGUUAGCGCGCCACAGUUUCGCCGCUACGAGGCUCC